Molecule: messenger RNA, 2595 nt
Organism: Hipposideros armiger (great roundleaf bat)
Lineage: Eukaryota; Metazoa; Chordata; Mammalia; Chiroptera; Hipposideridae
Gene: FNBP1
Product: formin binding protein 1
Exons: 18
Coding region: 209-2014 (601 amino acids)
Biological process (GO): signal transduction; endocytosis
Molecular function (GO): protein binding
Source: RefSeq, a predicted model, not a curated record
UUCCUCGGGCCAUUUUGCUGAGGAGCGACCCAGAGGAGGAGCCGCGGAGGAGACCCAAGGCGAGGAGCGGCGAGCCGGAGGAGGCGGCGGCCGUGCGGGCCCGGGCUUUCCUCGGCCGCGGGGAUCUCGAGGGGCGAAGGGAUCGCCACGGAGGGGGACCGGAGAGCCGUGCCUGUCGCGCGGCGCGCCCCUUCCCGCCCCCUGCACCAUGAGCUGGGGCACCGAGCUCUGGGAUCAAUUUGACAACUUAGAAAAACACACCCAGUGGGGAAUUGAUAUUCUUGAGAAAUACAUCAAAUUUGUAAAGGAAAGAACGGAGAUUGAACUCAGCUAUGCAAAGCAACUCAGGAAUCUUUCGAAGAAAUACCAACCUAAAAAGAACUCGAAGGAGGAAGAAGAAUACAGGUACACGGCAUGCAAAGCCUUCCUUUCCACCCUGAACGAAACGAACGAUUACGCUGGGCAGCAUGAGGUGAUCUCAGAGAACAUGACGUCACAGAUCACCGUGGAGCUAGCGCGCUACGUGCAGGAGCUGAAACAGGAGAGGAAAUCGCACUUUCACGAAGGACGGAAGGCGCAGCAGCACAUAGAGACUUGCUGGAAGCAGCUUGAAUCAAGCAAAAGACGGUUUGAGCGGGAUUGCAAGGAGGCCGACCGAGCCCAGCAGUACUUUGAGAAAAUGGAUGCUGACAUAAACGUGACAAAAGCAGACGUUGAAAAGGCACGACAACAAGCUCAAAUACGUCACCAAAUGGCAGAGGACAGCAAAGCAGAUUACUCGUCGAUUCUUCAGAAAUUCAACCAUGAGCAGCGCGAGUAUUAUCACAGCCACAUUCCCACCAUAUUCCAGAAAAUACAAGAGAUGGAGGAAAGGAGGAUAGUGAGGAUGGGAGAAUCGAUGAAGACAUACGCAGAGGUCGAUCGGCAGGUGGUCCCAAUCAUUGGGAAAUGCCUGGAUGGAAUCGCGAAGGCAGCGGAGUCCAUUGAUCAGAAAAAUGAUUCACAGCUGGUCAUAGAAUCUUAUAAGUCAGGGUUUGAGCCCCCCGGAGACAUUGAAUUUGAGGAUUACACUCAGCCAAUGAAACGCACCGUGUCCGACAACAGCCUUUCAAAUUCCAGAGGAGAAGGCAAAGCAGAGCUCAAAUUUGGUGGCAAAUCCAAAGGAAAAUUAUGGCCGUUCAUCAAAAAAAAUAAGUCUCCCAAGCAGCAAAAGGAACCCCUCUCCCAUCGCUUCAACGAGUUCAUGACCUCCAAACCCAAAAUCCACUGCUUCCGGAGCCUAAAGCGAGGGCUUUCUCUCAAGCUGGGUGCGACACCAGAGGACUUCAGCAACCUCCCACCUGAACAGAGAAGGAAAAAGCUCCAACAGAAAGUCGAUGAAUUAAAUAAAGACAUUCAAAAGGAGAUGGAUCAAAGAGAUGCCAUAACAAAAAUGAAAGAUGUUUACCUAAAGAACCCUCAAAUGGGAGACCCAGCCAGUUUGGAUCACAAAUUAACAGAAGUCAGCCAAAAUAUAGAAAAACUGCGACUGGAGGCCCAGAAAUUUGAGGCCUGGCUGGCUGAGGUGGAGGGCAGGCUCCCAGCACGCAGCGAGCAGGCUCGCCGACAGAGUGGCAUGUACGACGGCCAGACCGCCCCGCCGGUCAACAACUGUGCCCAAGACCGGGAGAGGUACAGUAUCUGUACAGCCCUUCUGUCUCCGAGUGGCUCAGUUGGUGAAGAGCUCACUCAAGAGAGUGAGGUGAAGGUGCUGGCCACGGACUUCGAUGACGAGUUUGACGACGAGGAACCCCUGCCUGCCAUAGGGACUUGCAAAGCUCUCUACACGUUUGACGGUCAGAAUGAAGGAACCAUUUCAGUGACUGAAGGAGAAACGCUCUAUGUUAUAGAGGAAGACAAAGGCGACGGGUGGACGCGCAUUCGGAGAAGCGAAGACGAAGAGGGCUAUGUCCCCACUUCCUACGUCGAAGUCUAUUUGGACAAAAAUGCCAAAGGUGCUAAGACUUAUAUUUAAUACAACUUAAAAAAAAAAAAACUUAAAAAAAAUUGGAGUUGUUUCUCCCCACAACUGUGACUGUUGCAGGCAGUUCUUCAGAAGCCUGGAUGGAGCGCGCUGCCACCGUGUUGUCCUGUAGCCACUCGGUGACGUCAGGCCCCUCCCACCGACUUUCCCUAUCUAGUCCUGACUAUAAUCAAGUUUCACUUGCUGAUGAAAUUUUACAUGGAAAGCUGCCAGCUGCCAAUUUACAACUGUGUCAUUUGAAAUCUGAUAAGUAUUUUUCUCUUUCGGCAGUAUCUGUAGAUAACAAAAAGAAAACAACAACAAAAAAUGCUGCCUUCUAGCUUCUAAUCAAUAUUUCUGAAUUUCAAAGUCCACACACAUCACAGGGGCGCCAAAGACUUCAGACUUCUCAUUUGUAUCUAAUAUCCGCCACCAAUCGAACUACCUUAGAAAGUUACGUUUUGUAAGCGUAAGUUGAACUGCACUAGUUUGUUAAAAUUUUACCAUGUUCACUUUGGAGGAAGUCAUAAAGAAAAGCUUCCCCCCACCCCCACCCCGAGUAAAGAAGCAACAAAUAAGAUUCUUUUUUUUUU